AUGGCUUCUUCCCACAACCCUGAUCACGUGAUGGCGGAAGAGCAGAUUCCUGUCGGGGACGAUACCCUUAACGAGCUCGACGAGGACUAUCUCGUUGACGAUCUCCCGGACGGCGCCUUGCCGGAACUCCCCGAGGAUGCUCAGACGUCUCUUCCUGUUGGCGCCCAGCCGACUUCGUCGGGUGAACCCGCAGCCAAGAAACAGUGUAGUGAAGGGCAAUCUUCGGCCGCUGCCACGGCCACUGUCUCCACCGGAGCGCCCUCGGCGCCGUUACCGAUUCCCCGCGCAAGCUCUUCCGGCAGCACGGAUGCCGCGGCCCCCACGCACACGCACGUUCGAGGGCCUUCGGGGCCACGAACUGCGCCCGCCUCUCGCGCUCGGCCUCAGCCGCAGGCCCAUGUGGCGGCGCAGGUUGCUGCAGGACCCUCCUCGACCCUUGCGCCUACCGUGCGUCACCGGAACCUGCGUCGCCACCGCUCGACGGUCGGAGCUGUACUGCAGUCGCUGACUCGCAACACGCAGUCCCUCGUGGACAUCAUCUUCCCGGAGUCCUCCGGCGAGGAAGCUCGGGCAGCGGUAGCGCUCGCAUCUCGACCCUGCUCAACGCAACCACCGAGUGGCGGACCACGCCUGCUUCGCUCUCACCCGGCGCGUGCGCCUCCCCAACAGGCACACUAUCUCCGUGGCUCAGCUUCAGUCCGUGAAUGCUUUUCUCCCGCACACUAUGCUGGCUUUCUUGCCCCCCUCCCUCCCCCUCCUUCCUCCCCGCUUCCCUGGAUCUGCCGUCUUCUCCCCCUCUCUCUGGAUUUGUUUCUUCCCCCCCCGCUCUGCCGUUCAGGGCGAAUCAUUGGCCAGCAGGCUGCCCCCGCCGCCUUCAAGAAGGACCCCGGGCUUCUUCUCAUCGGUGUGGACCUGGAUGUGGAGGUCUGGACCUACUCGUUGUGCGACUUCGACUGUGGCCUUGCACUAGACAGCGCAAUGUAUCACAUCAAUUCAGACCUGCAUCGCAAUCGCAUGCAGGAGACGGCGCACCUGCCGGCAGUAAAAGACAAGUAUGGUGCUUGGAAGGCUGCUACUCUGUUGCAGCAUCCUCACAUCUUUGCAUUCCUACAGUAG
Messenger RNA from Closterium sp. Naga37s-1, 1116 nucleotides. NCBI's taxonomy places the organism in Eukaryota, Viridiplantae, Streptophyta, Zygnematophyceae, Desmidiales, Closteriaceae. The record is from the annotation of a GenBank genome assembly.